AUGGAUAGAGAUCCAAACAACUAUCUUAGGCUCUGUCACGUGAACUGUCAAUCUCUUGUGGCACACUUGGACGAGAUUCGAUAUUUCUUCGCAGACUCGGGGUAUCACUGCAUAUGCAUUUCGGAGUCUUGGCUCAAACCUUGUGUUACGGAUAAUAUGGUCUCACUUCAGGGUUAUCAACUCGUAAGACAUGAUCGAAUUGGAAGGGUUGGGGGUGGGGUAGCCAUCUAUGUCAAUAAUGCUCUCCAUGCUUCCUUUCUGUGCCAAUCGGACAAUAAAUGCAGUGGAAAACCGGAAUAUCUAAUGAUAGAGAUACUAAUAAAAAAUUGCGCUAAGGUGCUUCUGGCAGUGGUAUAUAGACCGCCGCAUUGUGGCUUCCUGUCGGAUUUCUUCAGUGUCUUUUCCAGUCUGUCGGUAAACUACAGACACUCAAUUAUUUUCGGCGACUUCAAUGCUAAUCUAGAAGCACUCACUUUUGACUCGUGCCAGAUUAAGUCCUUUGUGGAGGACACCAAUCUAUUCAUGGUGCCCUUCUCACCCACUCAUCACACCGGGAGAUCCUCGACGACUUUGGAUCUGUGUAUUCUGGACGGAGCUGACAAGAUGAUAAACUACAAACAGUGCGAUGUAAAUUUCCUGUCCGCACAUGACCUCAUAGAGGUCACAUACAAUAUUAAGAUUCAACACUUAGAUACAAAGGACUGGGAAGAGUUUUUCAAGUCCGAGUGCAUAGACGAAAAGGUCAGGCUCCUGAAUAAGUACAUCCUUGACAGCUAUGACAGGCAUGCUCCGUUCCGAGACAUCCAACCUAGACAUCUGCCAGCACCAUGGCUAACAGCGGAUGUUCGGGCUUUGAUGAAAACUCGAGACGGGGCAAGAAGAAACUGGAGAAGAAGGAGAACGGAAGCAAACUACAUUAAAUACAAAAAAUUAAGGAAUGAAGCACAAAUUGCAGUUCGCAAGGCUAAAAUUGGGCACUAUCAUGAGGCAAGGACUGAAUCAGGUAGCUUAGCAUGCACUGCGGAAGAACUCAAUGAACAUCUGGUUGAUCAAAAACAAAAUAAUAAUAAAGGAACCGAUCCACAAGAAUUACUCACAGUGGCGAGUUUGGGGCAGAUCUCAUACAAUGAUAACAAAUUCUAUUGGAAACAUAUUGAGCCUAUGGAGGUCAUAAGUUCUCUGAGAAGGAUCAGGUCCGGAGCAGUGGGAAGGGAUGAGCUACCGCUAAAUGUGAUCCUCAAGGGGCUACCCAGUGUCCUCCCAGCCAUCUUACACAUCCUUAAUUAUAGUCUAACAAAUGGAAUCUAUCCAGGGCUCUGGAAAUCGGCAAUUAUAUGCCCCAUACCUAAAAUCAAGACUCCUAAGACGCUUAAUGACUACAGACCGAUAUCGAUAUUAUGUGCAAUUUCCAAAGUGAUUGAACGUAUAGCCGCUGAUCAAAUAGUGAAAUAUCUUGAGGAGCGUGACUUGGCAGAUCCUUUUCAGUCAGCUUAUAAAAGAGAUAACUCAACACAGACAGCACUGGUCAGAGUUAUUGAUGACAUAAGGUGUGCAGCUGAUCGAAGAAUGAUCUCUGUCGCUGUUUUCUUCGAUUUCUCCAGGGCUUUUGAUAACGUAUGUCAUCAACAACUACUAACAAAACUCAGCAGACUUGGUUUUGCACAUACAACCCUGCUAUGGAUUCACUCCUAUCUUACGGGCAGGGGACAGGCCGUUCGUGAUCCUCAAACGGGCGAAUUGACGAGUGAGCUGCCUGUUAAGAGGGGGGUGCCGCAGGGCUCCGUACUUGGACCCCUUCUCUUUACACUUUAUCUGAGGGACUUUAGCUCGGUGCUCCGACACUGUAAAUACCAUUUUUAUGCGGUUGAUCUGUUACUAUAUAUGCAUGAAGAGCCAAAAUAUAUACACGAAGCCAUAAGAAGGUUCAACCUUGAUAUCGAAAGUGUUGUAACAUGGGCUAGCGACAACAAACUAGCGAUAAAUCCAAAUAAAACAAAGGCAAUGGUACUAGGCACUUUGCGACACAUAAGCGGGCUGGACAGAGAUGCACUCCCCGAUCUCCUGGAGACGGAACGGAAAUAA
Molecule: messenger RNA, 2082 nt
Organism: Vollenhovia emeryi
Lineage: Eukaryota; Metazoa; Arthropoda; Insecta; Hymenoptera; Formicidae
Exons: 3
Coding region: 1-2082 (693 amino acids)
Source: RefSeq, a predicted model, not a curated record